UUCAAAGUCGUGCAAGGACUAGGCUUUGAAAUUUGACCAAUCUAAUUCUAAUUAAUGAUCUUGUCUCAUUUUUUUUUUUUUUUUUUAAAUCUUUCUUCGGUUUCCACUCCAAUCAACAUAUAUUAGUAUUAUUUUAUUUCCUUGAUUUUCAAGAACUCUUUUCGUAGUGGAAGGGAAAAAAAAUACAUAUUUUGAAAGAUUUGAGAGAGAGAGAGAGAGAGAGAGCGGUGGCACUGGCAAACAAAUCCAACCCAUCUUCAAGAAUCUUUCUCUUUUGGUAUAUAAUCUAUCGUCAUCUAAUAUUCUACGUGGUGGUUCUUUAAUUAUCGAAUACUGUUGGUGAUUAUUGUAGUUGUAUCAAACUUUUCUAAACCCCACCCACCACUCCUCCGCCUUCUUUUCUUGUAUUGCCGAUCGUAUUUGUAUACGUCAACUUCUUGCUAUACAAUAUAUAUACAAAUCCUGAACUCUCCGAUAAAACCCAGUUCUCAAAAUCCCUUAUCGUGGACUCCGCCAAUAUGAGUUCUGAAUCCACUACAUCAACUUCCGCCGCCGGUGGAGUUCAGAUCAAGCAGUCUAGACGACUACCUGAUUUUCUACAAAGUGUGAAUCUUAAAUAUGUGAAGUUGGGUUAUCAUUAUCUAAUGAGUCAUUUGUUGACUCUUUGUUUGAUUCCUCUAAUGGCGGUCAUUAUCGUAGAAGCUUCUCAAUUAAACCCAGAAGACGUUCAUCAACUCUGGCUCCAACUUCAAUACAAUCUCGUUACUGUCAUCGUCUGCUCCGUUUUUGUUGUUGUUGGGUCUACUGUUUAUAUUAUGACCCGACCGAGAUCCGUUUAUCUUGUUGAUUAUGCCUGUUACAAGCCUCCACCAAAGCUUCAAGUCAAAUUCCAUCAAUUUAUGGAGCAUUCAAAGCUAACUGGUGAUUUUGAUGAAUCCUCAUUGGAAUUUCAAAGGAAGAUCCUAGAAAGGUCAGGGCUUGGUGAAGAAACUUAUGUACCUGAAGCUAUGCAUCAUAUUCCACCAAGACCAUCAAUGGCUGCAGCAAGAGAAGAGGCAGAGCAGGUGAUGUUUGGUGCAUUGGAUAUUUUAUUUGCUAAUACCAAUAUAAAACCUAAAGAUAUUGGUAUUCUUGUUGUAAAUUGCAGUUUAUUUAACCCAACGCCAUCACUUUCUGCUAUGAUUAUUAAUAAGUAUAAAUUAAGGGGAAAUAUUUUGAGUUUCAAUCUUGGCGGUAUGGGUUGUAGUGCUGGUGUUAUAGCUAUUGAUCUGACUAAAGAUUUAUUACAAAUUCAUAGGAAUUCUUAUGCUGUUGUUGUUAGUACAGAGAAUAUUACACAAAAUUGGUAUUUUGGGAAUAAGAAAUCAAUGUUGAUUCCAAAUUGUUUAUUUAGAGUUGGAGGUGCUGCUGUUUUGCUAUCAAAUAAAUCUACAGAUAGGAGAAGAGCUAAGUAUAAGCUUGUUCAUCUAGUUAGGACUCAUCGUGGGGCGGAUGAUAAGGCCUUUAGGUGUGUAUAUCAGGAGCAAGAUGAUGAAGGAAAAACUGGGGUUUCUUUGUCUAAAGAUCUAAUGGCAAUUGCUGGUGGUGCACUUAAGACUAAUAUUACCACAUUAGGUCCUUUGGUUCUUCCAAUUAGUGAGCAACUUUUGUUCUUUGCAACUUUGGUUGCUAAGAAGUUAUUCAAUGCCAAAGUUAAGCCCUAUAUACCGGAUUUUAAGCUUGCAUUUGAUCAUUUCUGUAUACAUGCUGGAGGAAGAGCUGUUAUUGAUGAGCUUGAGAAGAAUUUGCAACUUUUGCCUUUACAUGUUGAGGCUUCGAGAAUGACUUUGCAUAGGUUUGGUAAUACUUCGUCCAGCUCAAUUUGGUAUGAGUUGGCUUAUACAGAGGCAAAAGGCAGGAUGCGGAGAGGGAACCGUGUGUGGCAAAUAGCUUUUGGAAGUGGUUUUAAGUGUAACAGUGCAGUGUGGCAAGCUCUGAGGAACAUAAAGCCAUCUACGAAUAAUCCGUGGGAAGAUUGCAUUGACAGGUAUCCAGUUCAGUUAGUCUUGUAAUUUGCAAACAAUUUAAUUAGGUUCAGUUUGGAGAAGAAGGGUACUUUGAUACAUUUAUUGGAAAUCACUUUGCUAUUUUCUUCUGGGGCCUGUUAGUUUCCUUUUCUUUUGUUUUUCCCCAUUUCUUGGGUCAGGUCAUGUGUGAUUUCAUCAGAAAAGUCUUGGUGUCUCAUGCAAUAACAACAAUGCUGAAAUUCUGUUAUUCUGCUUUAAUGCUUAGAUGAUUACAGAGCUGAGUUUAGUCUAAUGUGAGGUCUCUGUUGCUUUGAAGUGCAUAAUAAUGUUAUUGUAGAUAUUCAUUUUGUUUUCAAUGGAAUUUGAAUACGCAAGUUCAUGAUUUA
This is a messenger RNA of Jatropha curcas, 2392 nucleotides long. Its product is annotated as 3-ketoacyl-CoA synthase 4. Lineage: Eukaryota; Viridiplantae; Streptophyta; Magnoliopsida; Malpighiales; Euphorbiaceae. Gene Ontology annotation, biological process: fatty acid biosynthetic process. Gene Ontology annotation, cellular component: membrane. The record is from RefSeq and is a predicted model, not a curated record. Gene Ontology annotation, molecular function: acyltransferase activity, transferring groups other than amino-acyl groups.